Messenger RNA from Drosophila persimilis, 1852 nucleotides. RefSeq names its product cytosolic purine 5'-nucleotidase (gene Nt5b). The coding region runs from base 1 to 1599 and encodes 532 amino acids. The transcript has 6 exons. Lineage: Eukaryota; Metazoa; Arthropoda; Insecta; Diptera; Drosophilidae. The record is from RefSeq and is a predicted model, not a curated record. Gene Ontology annotation, molecular function: 5'-nucleotidase activity.
AUGGACUACACACUGGCAGAGUACAAGUCUCCGCAGUACGAGCAGCUGGGCUUCAAUCUGGUCAAAGAGCGCCUCGUGUCGAUGGGGUAUCCCAAGGAGAUCCUGCAAUUUGAGUACGAUCCCACGUUCCCUGUGCGCGGUCUCUGGUUUGACACGCUCUAUGGCAAUCUGCUGAAGGUUGAUGCCUACGGCAAUAUCUUGGUCUGUGUGCAUGGCUUUGAAUUCAUUAAGCACCACCAGGUAUACGAGCUAUAUCCCAAUAAGUUUCUCAAACUGGACGAGUCGCGUGUCUAUGUCCUGAACACACUCUUCAAUCUGCCGGAGACCUAUCUGCUCGCCUGUCUCACUGACUUUUUUAACAACAGCAACGAAUUUGUGCGCGUGGAACGCGGCAUCAAAGCUGGCGAUUUCCUUUUCACGUACAAGUCCAUUUUCCAGGACGUACGUCGUGCCGUCGACUGGGUGCAUUCCGAUGGUGACCUCAAGCGUCGAACCACUCAGAACAUGGCUCACUAUGUGAAGAAAGACGAAAGGUUGCCAACGGUUCUUUCACGUAUUCGGGAGUCCGGAGCAAAGCUCUUUAUGCUCACGAACAGCGAUUACACUUACACCAACGAGAUCAUGUCGUACCUGUUCGACUUCCCCCACGGGGCCACUCCGGAGGAACCGCACAGGGAUUGGAAGAGCUACUUCGAUGUGAUCGUGGUAGAUGCACGGAAGCCGCUCUUCUUCGACGAGGGCACCGUGCUGCGUCAGGUGGACACGAAGACGGGAGGACUAAAGAUCGGCACACACAUUGGGCCUCUACAACCAGGGCAGGUGUACUCAGGCGGAUCAUGCGAGCUGUUUACCAAGUUCAUCAACGCCAAGGGCAAGGAUGUGCUCUACGUAGGCGACCACAUCUUCGGGGACAUCCUCAAGUCGAAGAAGAUCCGGGGCUGGCGCACCUUCCUCAUCGUGCCGGAGCUGGUGCGGGAGCUUCACGUGUGGACGGACGAGUGCCAGCUGUUCGCGGAACUACAGAACCUCGACAUCAAGCUUGGCGACCUCUACCGCGACCUCGACUCGAGUGCCAAGGAAAAGCCGGACAUCUCUCAGCUGCGGACGUGCAUACGGGACGUGACCCAUAAGAUGGACAUGUCUUACGGAAUGAUGGGUUCGCUCUUCCGCUCCGGCUCCCGCCAGACCUUCUUUUCCAGUCAGGUGGUGCGGUACGCCGACGUAUACGCCGCUACCCUGCUCAACCUCAUCUAUUACCCGUUCUCGUACAUGUUCCGCGCUCCCGCCAUGCUGCUGCCGCACGAGUCAACGGUUGCCCACGACCAGGCCCACCAGCCGCCUCCCUCGGCUCCAUCCAUCGAGGAGGCACCGCGCUGCACCUCCGGCAAUGACAUGAAGGACGCCAUCAAGGAUCAAGUCGUCAAGGAUGCCAAGGAUCUGCAUCGUGCUAGCUCCAUUGUCCACACACGCCCCUCGACGCCCACUGUGGUGACACACACCCACGACGAGGACUACUCCGAAGAAGAGGAGAUCCCCAGCGGCGGAGAAUCAUCGUCCACGGACCAGCAGCAGCAGCUACGCGCCGUCUCCGAUGAAUAGAAUGAGGUCUUUCCUUCCUCUAAACUCAACUGCAAUUUGUAGAUCAACGAAUUUUCUUCUCAAAAGUUCUCCAUUAAACACACAUAAUAUCCCCAAACCCAUCCCCUAAUCCAAAACUUAGGCAGAAGCAAUUUUUGAAAAACGUACGAUUUUCCCCGGCGAUUUUAACGCGAGCACAGUUAUGUGAAACUAUAUACCAUAUAGAUAUGAUAUAUAUACAUUAUAAAUUAGCUGGUUCCAUGAAUACAUAAAA